This is a messenger RNA of Eupeodes corollae, 2590 nucleotides long. It is a transcript of the gene Naa35, whose product is annotated as N-alpha-acetyltransferase 35, NatC auxiliary subunit homolog. NCBI's taxonomy places the organism in Eukaryota, Metazoa, Arthropoda, Insecta, Diptera, Syrphidae. The record is from RefSeq and is a predicted model, not a curated record. Gene Ontology annotation, cellular component: NatC complex. The transcript has 8 exons. Gene Ontology annotation, biological process: N-terminal peptidyl-methionine acetylation. Bases 142 to 2460 code for a protein of 772 amino acids.
UUCAAACAACCAAAGUCCUCCUCACCUGAACGUGAGCAUUUCAUUUGACAUUGACAUUUGACAGCAGACAAAAGUCAAAUAAGAAAAUUCUUGUAUACCGAUUGGUUUCGCUAAAAUUUUGUUGCUAUUUAAUUGAAUUUAAUGAAACCCCUUGAUCCCUGCGACCCCCGACUGCAAGCGGCAACUGCUACUGCAGCAGCUGCUGCCGCCGCAGCUACCUCCGCUGCUAUGGCUGCUUGCGGUGCGAGUGGGCCUGAAGGUGAAAAUCCAUCACAAUGGUCAGCGGCAGAGGACUACAGAUACAAACAGGAUCUGAUGAACGACGACCUACAGAUGUCCAAUAUGGCCAUGGAAAGUGGAUCUAUCUACCCACAGUAUGAAUGGACGGACAUUACAAAGGAAUUUUUCGAGGCCUGUUCGGAACUGGCUCUGGGAGAACUCGCCCAAGACGACGUCUUCGGCCUUUUUGAAGCUAUGUCAGCUAUCGAAAUGAUGGAUCCCAAAAUGGACGUUGGAAUGGGCUACAACAAGAACGACGCACCUCCUCAUACAUUUGAAACUGCUGUAGCUGCUGGCAUUUUAAAACUAGAGGACCUUGAGAACGCCGAAUUGAUUGGCAUCUUCGACUCCCUCUUCUCUUGUAUUGUCUCCUGGUUGGAGGGGAAUUCAAUGGACCAAGUGCUGUUUACAUGUUUGUAUCUGCAUUCGCCACACAGCAUAAAAGACAAAUCCCUGCGGGCGUUUUGUUACGCUAUUCACAAUUUGAUUGCCAUUGUUAAGAAAAUCAUCAUAACGAGCAGUGGAAACGAGGAGGAAGACUUUCAGCUCUACGGCAACUCUAGCUUCCUCUUUAUUGAAGAAAUCCCAGAUGCCAAUGUUGCGCCUGCGUUAAAAGAAGCCGAAGACGACAUGGUUCGCCGGAGUAAAUCAGAAACUUAUCCUGAGGAUACUCUAGCUGUUGUCCAUCGCUUGCGCUUUAUGCGCUUCCUCUUUCAAUCGAUCUUGCAAUUGCAACCCGACAUCGUUCGUCCGUCAGCAAGCGAAGCAGAACUAGCCGAAAUCCACAAGAAUCUUAAUGCAGCUUUGGAAUUAGUGCCGCUGAUUAAGAGAACCAUCGAGAAAGGCACUCAACCAGAGCAGGACUCUGAAGCACCCAAUCCAAUGGGCUUUUCUCCGCGAGUUCACGUUCGCAAUCAACCUCCAACUUUUCCCCGCAGUGCUAAAAUCCGCGACCGCACAUCGAGUCUACAGUUUCUAGAGGAAUUAGUGCAGAGAUUGAAAUUUGCAUGCAAAAUUAUAAGACAGAGGGAUUACUAUUCAGCCCUGAACUUCUUUAUCGAAUUCAGUCGUAAGUCUGGCCAGUGUAUCCUCUCGCGUAGCGUCCUCCAAGUUCUCUUCCUCUUCAAUCGUCACCUUGUCUUUGGGGUGAUUCCAAUGAAGGAAUUCCUCCGCGACUCCAUCCGAGCUUUCAACGCCCCUCCGGUCCUGAAUCCACGUUGUCCGUUGGCCAACGACCGGAAAAUUCAACUGUACGUCGAGUGCUUCCUCACUUACUGCAUCAACAUGACCACAUUCACGCACUUCAUUGAGAUUUGCGGCUACAAUCGAGCCCGCCAAAGGGACAAGCUGGCCCGGCUGAUCGAGGGAUUCGCCAACAUUCAAGUCGAAGCGGCCAGGAUAGAUUCUCAUCUGAAUAUGGUAGCAGAACAGACUGACAAUGUUGGGAAACACUCCUCGCAUUUCGCAACUUGGGUGCUCUACAACUGCUUCCGGGCGAUGAUGCUCUUCCUGAUGUCCGGGUUCGAAUUGGAGCUGUACAGUGUGCAUGAGUUCCUGUACAUCUAUUGGUAUCCCUAUGAGCUGUUGAUCGGAUUCAUCGUGUCGGCGCUCACUCGCGCCGAAUCAGCACUGCUCGAGCAGGAAGCGCUCAUGGAGCAAAUGAACAAGACCGGAAACUCCAAACAGCGCAAGCCAAAGCCCAAAAAGAAGAAGCAACUGAAACCUUACCGCCAGGAGAUUGUCUACUAUCACGCCAUGUUGAAUAUGUGCGGAGGCUUUCACAUGGCAAUGGGAGCGUUUACAAAGGACGAACGCAUUCGACAGCCGAUGCCGAAAUUCGACAACGAGGAAAUCCGUUUCAAUCGGAGAUUCGCUCCUUUCGCAGCCCUCACCAGCCCCCCUCAGGUGACCUAUCAGGAAUUCAAGAAAAUCAGAGCCCAACUUAUGCAGAUGCCAUCGUCCGAGAUUUACAUGUGCGCGGCAAGGUACUUCGAACAAGCUCGAAAUGUUCUGGAGUCCAUUCAGAAUCCAGAACAAGAAAUCCUCGACAUGAUCCAUGUGGCGAAAGUCAACUUUGUAGUGAUGAACGUCCUCGCCAAGGGUCACCAAAAGGAUUCGAAAGCUCAGCCCGAUUUUGAUUUUAGCAAACAUCGUUACUUCCCCAUCAUCAAACUCAACUAAAAACCUAGCGAAAAGUAUUCAAAAUUGAACCAUACUCUUAACGUCCCAAUGACUUGUCACUCAAAGCCCCAAUGAGUGUCCCUUAAUUUUUUUUUUAAGCAAUAAACUGAACAAAUUGAUACCAAAGUUU